UGUGAUAAGCCCAAGCCCUUUCCGCGGUCACUGGACACCCGUACCCGAUACUCCGUGCGCGAUACCAGACACCCGAUACCCGGCUCCCGAUUCCCGAUUCCCGAUACUCGAUUCCCCCGCAGCCCUGUGGGUGCAGGGCGUGAUUCACAGUUAAGCCUUAUAAUCGUUUUACUCGUGCGCGCACUGAUCGAUUCCACUUCGUCGAGUCGCCGAAGUUCCGAAAUUGACGGUUGUCGCCACCGCCGCCUGAUAAGGUUCAGACGCACAUCCGACCAGCCGUCAGUUGGCUUAAAAGCGUGCGAGGCGGAGCAUCGCGUAAACGGAACAGCCGAUCGAUCGACCCAGUUGCCAAAUAACCGAUUACCGAUUAGCCAAGCGGCGAAACCCAUGCUGAUUGACCAAUUCGGCUUUGAACCAUAAGUUAGACCGACUCUAUUGCUAGCAUCACAGAACCAACAAAAAUACGCGACAACAAAAUGGCAAUCAUACUGCAAGAAGCCCAGGAGUGGUAUCGGGACCUCAUGGACAAUAAGAGCGAUCCUCGCGUAAACAACUUUUUCCUGCUAUCCUCGCCACUGCCCACACUCGCUAUGUGCAUAUUCUAUGCCUACUUUAGUAAAUCUCUGGGACCAAGGCUUAUGGCCAAACGAAAACCAAUGGAGCUGCGAUCAGUGUUAGUCAUUUACAACGCGAUACAGACGAUAUUUAGCGCGUGGAUCUUCUAUGAGUACUUAAUGAGCGGAUGGUGGGGUCAUUACAGCUUAAAGUGCCAGCCCGUGGACUACAGCACUAGUGGCCUGGCUAUGCGGAUGGUGAACAUUUGCUGGUGGUACUACAUAUCGAAGUUCACAGAGUUCUUUGACACACUCUUCUUCAUUCUGCGAAAGAAGAACGAGCACGUCUCUACACUGCACGUCAUUCAUCACGGCUGCAUGCCCUUCUCUGUCUGGAUGGGUCUUAAGUUUGCACCAGGCGGUCACAGCACAUUCUUUGCCCUCCUCAACUCGUUUGUGCAUAUUGUGAUGUAUUUCUACUACAUGAUUGCCGCCAUGGGUCCGAAAUACCAAAAGUUCAUUUGGUGGAAGAAGUACCUGACCACCUUCCAAAUGGUUCAAUUCGUGGCCAUUUUCACGCACCAGUUCCAACUUCUGUUCCGCGAGUGUGACUACCCCAAGGGCUUCAUGGUUUGGAUAGGACUACACGGCGUGAUGUUCCUUUUCCUCUUCUCCGACUUCUACAAAGCCAAAUAUCUCAACGCAGCUCGACGGCGCCGGCAAGCGGUCAAGGCCAAUGGGCAUGCCAAUGGCCUGCAUUCAAAUGGGCACAGCAAGCAUGUCGGAGAGGGGGACACCCUGGUCGCCAACGGCAGCAAUACGGGGGCUUGUAUGCCUGUGAUGGAGGACGAGUAUGUCAAGAGCAACGGGCACGCGAAUGGUGCCUACAAGGACGGCUUUUUCAAGGAGGGUGUGUUAUCCAACAACGAUGCCAUCUUCAACCCGGACAGCAGUAGUUCUAGUCUGCACCAGCGCAAAGUCAAAUAA
This is a messenger RNA of Drosophila suzukii, 1541 nucleotides long. The record is from RefSeq and is a predicted model, not a curated record. NCBI's taxonomy places the organism in Eukaryota, Metazoa, Arthropoda, Insecta, Diptera, Drosophilidae.